Molecule: messenger RNA, 862 nt
Organism: Gongylonema pulchrum
Lineage: Eukaryota; Metazoa; Nematoda; Chromadorea; Rhabditida; Gongylonematidae
Source: the annotation of a GenBank genome assembly
UUGUCCUGGCUACUGGUGGCUUCAGUUGUGAUCGUUCCAAUGAAGGCUCAUUGCUACAGGAAUUUGCUCCUGAAAAAAUGACUUUUCCAACAACAAACGGUCCAUGGGCCACUGGCCGAGGGGUGAAAAUGGCUCGAGCGAUGGGUGCUGCGCUGGUUGGAAUGAAUUAUGUUCAGAUUCAUCCAACGGCAUUUGUGGACCCGAAGGAUCCAGCUGCUACAACAAAGUUCCUUGCCGCGGAAGCACUGAGAGGAAAAGGCGCUAUUUUACUAAACAACAACGGGGAGCGAUUUGCGAAUGAGUUGGGCCGCCGUGAUUAUUUGACGGGCAAAAUCUUAGAAUUCUGCGCAAAAAACAAAGAGGCUGGUGAUGCUCACACUGCAUUUAUGCUUAUGGAUAAUCAGGCAGUUGACGAUUUCGGUCGUGCCUCAUUUAAUUUCUAUGCCAAAAUCAAAGGUUUCUUCAAGGAAUUUGGUACGCUGGACGAAGUUGCAAAAUAUAUGAAUGUGACACCGUCGAAACUCAAAGAAACCAUCGAUGAGUACAAUGUUUAUGCUCGCUCAGAGAAAAAGGGGGAAGAUAAGUUCGGGAAAAAAGUGUUCCCGGUCGCUUUGGAACAUCCGCCGUUUUAUGUGGCCAUUAUUACACCAGCAAUUCAUUACACUAUGGGAGGAUUAAAAAUUGACAAAAAUGUAUGGCUGUUGGCUGCUGGUGAAGUGACCGGAGGCGUGCACGGUCGGAAUAGAUUGGCUGGAAAUUCGUUGCUCGAAUGCGUCGUUUAUGGCCGAAUUGCUGGACGUAACGCUGCAAAUGUACGUUACUCGCCUUCCGAUGCAUCGUUAACCCGCACAGACUUAUGAAU